CAACAGUCACUCAGUCGGACCAGGACAUGUACCAACCCUUCUCCUGCUAAUGGCGGUUCAACUUGCCCAGGCUCAUCCACAGAUAAUCCUAGUCAAUCCUGCAACACCACACCCUGUCCAGCAUGUAAAACAAUUAGCCUGCAGUCCACGAAAAUUAAUUUUCAUUUCUACAAACUGAAAAACUAUCAACAUUAUUUCUCGGAAACGUUUUUCUCUUCAGUUGACGGCGCCUGGGCGACAUGGACAGUGGCGUCCACUGGACCUUGCUCACAGACCUGUGGGGGAGGGCAACAGUCACUCAGUCGGACCAGGACAUGUACCAACCCUUCUCCUGCUAAUGGCGGUUCAACUUGCCCAGGCUCAUCCACAGAUAAUCCUAGUCAAUCCUGCAACACCACACCCUGUCCAGUUGACGGCGCCUGGGCGACAUGGACAGUAGCGUCCACUGGACUUUGCUCACAGACCUGUGGGGGAGGGCAACAGUCACUCAGUCGGACCAGGACAUGUACCAACCCUUCCCCUGCUAAUGGCGGUUCAACUUGCCCAGGCUCAUCCACAGAUAAUCCUAGUCAAUCCUGCAACACCACACCCUGUCCAGGGCGUAAAACCACACCCACUCACUCCCACAAUCUCUUCAUUCAUGCAGUUGAUGGCGGUUGGUCCAGCUGGAUCACUUCCCCUGAGGAACCCUGUUCUCUGAGCUGUGGGGGAGGGACAAAAACCAGACACGAGGCCAGAACCUGUACCAACCCUGCCCCAUCUAACGGGGGGGCCACCUGUAGCGGAUCACCCACCAGAGAUACAGUAGUGUCAUGUAAUACUGCAGUGUGUCCAGUGACAUGUCCAACAAGCAGUGGCUACAUACAUGACGCUUCUGUCAACGUAUGUUACAAGAUCUCAUCGAUUACUCGAAACUGGAACGAUGCUCGUUCCUACUGUCAAGCUGAAGGAGGGGAUCUCAUAGCCCUUCAGACAAGCGCCAAGGAAACGUUUAUUCGCCAGGCGAUAUUUGAUAUCAUCGGAACUUCUGACGUAGACUACUUCAUCGGGGGACAGCAAACAUCAACUCCUGGCUCGUGGAAGUGGGUAGAUGGAACUUCAAUCUCUGGCUUUUCAAUGUCUGAUUCCACUAAAAUGUGCUUGGAAAUCGACAAAGACAUCUUGGAUGACGACGUUUGUAAUUACGUACAACGGUUUGUGUGUGAAAUCGCCCUGACGUAAGAGGAAACAAGUGACUGUAAUGUGCACCUAGCCCCUUCUAAAUAGAGGAAGAAAACAACACUUUCCUUAAUCAAUACAAAUCUCUGUUCCUUGUAAUGGCGCGGAGUCCACUGUACGAUUCCGAUAAUGUCAAAGGCACGUUUUUAUAACACCAAUUAUUGGGGACCCUGAUUUUCACAAAAAAACAUGCAAAGUCACGGCGUCAAUACUGUCCUGAAUUGCAUAGAUCGAUGUUGAUGCUGUGGAUCACUGGAUUGUCUGGUCCGGACUCGAUUAUUUGCAUACCGCCACCAUAAAGCUGGAAUAUUGCUGAGUGAGCAUUAAACAACAACCAACCAACAAACCAACCAAUAUCGUCCUUAACUAAAAUGCGUGGAAUCAUGUGGGACAAGUUACAAGGGUUGA
Haliotis rubra (blacklip abalone) is the source of this 1626-nucleotide messenger RNA. Its product is annotated as coadhesin-like. The transcript is spliced from 6 exons. The record is from RefSeq and is a predicted model, not a curated record. The annotation marks the transcript as partial. NCBI's taxonomy places the organism in Eukaryota, Metazoa, Mollusca, Gastropoda, Lepetellida, Haliotidae.